AUGGCCCUCCGCUUCUCAGGCGUCGAUGCGAGGGUGCAUCGGGAGGAGGAACUGACACUGGCCCGCACCGCUUCCUACCGGAGGAAUGCCACGCUUGGAGCGCGAGAAACACCCGAUCGCGCUACCAUGGACAGCGCUCCCACCGUCCGUCCGGGCCUCGGCCGGCGCCGUGUCGUCCUCCCGGACCCUGUCGCUUUCAAGUUCCUCGAAGGCGAUCCCUCGGUAACCGUGGUCGAACGAAGACAUGUCCUCCCCGGUUACGAACUCUACUUGGUCGAGCAAUGGGCGUGCUCGCGCCAGUCGCCCACCCUCGUCAUUGCGACUUACACCGGCGACUUGCGACACUCAGUGGUGGUGGGCGUGUUGGAGCUGCCCGCAGACGACAAGUCCUGGUCGCCAAGGUUGAGAGUCUACUUCAAGGCCCUCUAUCAAUAUCAUGCCCGGCCAAAAGAGACUGAGGUUGGAGAGCUCAUGGUCACAAACCUUAGCAGCUUUCCCUCAGCCUUGACUGUCAUUCCCGUACCAGACGGCGACAUACGGAAACAUCGCCAGGAAUUUAUCGUCAACGAAAACCUGAAACGGCUAGGGUGCUCGGGGCGGUCCGGUCUCACUCUCACCGAACCCACUUCGGCAACGCAGGCCAAGUUCAUGCAGGUGUACAAGACUAGCGACAGGAUACCAUUCGUCCAGGCUGUCAUUGAGCUGGUCAAGCUGUGCCAAACCGCCCUGUUUCUCUUUGGCUUGCUCGAUCAAGAAUACAUCGACGGCCUUUUAUGUGACGUCACAGAGAAGGCCGUCAACGACUGGUGGACCGAGAUCGGCUCCGAGUACUUCAACAUCGAGCCGACGGACGGAAUUUUAGGCCCCACCACGGUCGCCGCUCUACUCGGCACCAUCAUGGGGUCGAGGAAUCGACUGAGCUACUGGGGUGCUCCGGUGUCCAAAGACGUGUUCGAUAUCGAAAGCUCAGUAAAGGGCAUCGGCACCUUCCAAAAGUCCAUGAGACUAAAUAAGACCCGUCGACUUGACCGGCAGACCAUGUUCAAACUGCAUAGCGUAACGGCGAAAGCAGCUGCGGGAGAUGGCGGGUGGGGCGUGCAAAAGGCCGUCAAGUCUACUGUGGCCGAAAUCGGUGGCAAGCGCGGCGAGCUAGUGAUAGGAAUGGUGGGCGGCCGCGAUAAGGCCAACAUAGGAGACGUCGAGACCCUGGAUCUAACUAAGGUAAUCAGCCUGGUAUCGGGCGAACGCCCCAAGUGGCUGUGGUAUGGAAAACCAAGGAGAACCGCCCAAGACCACGGGCACGAACAUGAACAUGCAUUAUCCGCUCUUGGGAGGGAACUAAAAGACGAACUGGGCCCCCAGCUUGUGGGCAGAAGAACUCAUUCAGCGCCACUGGAUGAUGAGCUCGAACCAAGAAAGCAGGACUCGCUUGCCGCCUACCAGCCGCCACAGCCCACGAAUUCGCUGCCCCUCACAGCCGAGACACCAGGGAGCGAUCGAGACGCUCUGCGGAAGACGGUAUUUAAGAGCGUUGCGGGAAAGGUCAAUGACGCUCGCUCGGGGCUGGGGCGCAUCAGAGACGCGGUGGGGGGUGGCCUGCGAGGACAUGUCAGCCGGCCAUCCAAAGAUGAGACUCCAGACACCGCCAUCAGUGCGUAUUCGAGCCCCAGUGUCGGGCCUGCGGGUCAACCAUUAUCGGGCGUCAUGACGGCCCCUGCCCCGCUUGGCAAGGCAUUCACAUGGAAAGUCAAGCCAGAAGAGUACUUGGCCGCCAUACGAGACAGCGAAGGGACCGAGAACGUGAGCAGGGAUAGGAAUUCAAACGAGAACGAGACCGGUCUGCGGCCGGGGCCGAAGAAUGGGGCCGGUGCUCUCCAGGAGCCCUUCAAAUCACUCGAGCCGAAAGAGAAGUUGGACCUCGCGCUCGCCCAUAUGGGCAAGGAGGUGCGCAGCAUCAACGUCUCUGCGCCGGGCUCUGUCGUGGCGGAGGGCGAUCUCCAAGGCCCCGUGCUCGCCAUCGAGAGAAGUUCAGAUGGGCCUCUCCUAUCUCUCCAGCGCCGCCACAGCACAGACUGCACCGCUACCUUCUACCUACCCCCGAACGAAGCCCGAUAUCCCCAACGUCUCUCCUUCAGUGCGGCCGAGGAGGCAGUGCUAUUUUGGGAAGAUCUCGUCACGCUAGACAACUCCACAGCGGGUAACGACUUGGCGAGUUUACGCUCGCAGGCCGAGUUGUCCUAUGCCCUCUGCGCCCAGCUCCAGCGGGUCCAAGCCGGCCUUGCGCCAUGGGUCACCAACAAACUAUCCGCCGUCACAGCCCUGGACCAAACCCUCGAUUCCCAGCAACACGAACUUAACGCGCUCCACGACGCAGUAGAGGAAGCAUACCAGCGCGCCCGACACAGCACCGGCGAACUUGUCAGCGAAGAGCGGGGGCGUCUCGCCGAGGCGGUCAAGGACAUUGAGAUGUUAGCAGCCAAGUUGGAGUACGAAAUCGGCGCGCUUGUAUCGCGGGUCAACGAGGUUGAGGAUGGCGUUGCUCAAUUCGAGGCCCAGGUUGAAGACGUCGAGCAAAGGGCGGAGGAGUUAAGAGAGGUGCUGGAGACGGAAAGCUGGUUGCAUUGGUUUGUGAGGACCCUGACCGGGAUCGGGACCGGUCCGAAUAUUACGAGGGGGGCUGCACAAGCGACGUUGGGGCCUGCGAAAUAA
Dichotomopilus funicola is the source of this 2709-nucleotide messenger RNA. RefSeq lists its product as uncharacterized. NCBI's taxonomy places the organism in Eukaryota, Fungi, Ascomycota, Sordariomycetes, Sordariales, Chaetomiaceae. The transcript is spliced from 3 exons. Bases 1 to 2709 code for a protein of 902 amino acids. Gene Ontology annotation, cellular component: Sin3-type complex. The record is from RefSeq and is a predicted model, not a curated record.